Molecule: messenger RNA, 1278 nt
Organism: Exophiala aquamarina CBS 119918
Lineage: Eukaryota; Fungi; Ascomycota; Eurotiomycetes; Chaetothyriales; Herpotrichiellaceae
Exons: 1
Coding region: 1-1278 (425 amino acids)
Source: RefSeq, a predicted model, not a curated record
AUGUCCAGGUUCGAGAUCGUCACGCACAAGAUCCCGUGCCAGCACAUCCGCGAAUAUCCAUGUGCACUGGCCAACGCGCAAGAGGACGUUCUAUACCUUCAGGUAAAACAGUAUAUUCCACUUGACAAUGCCACCCCUCGGCCAGGAGAUGUGACAAUCCUUGGUGCCCACGCAAACGCCAUUCCCAAAGAACUUUAUGAGCCCUUCUGGACAGAUUUGCUUGAUGAGUCCAAGUUGAACGGGUUUCGCAUUAGGGCAAUCUGGAUAGCAGAUCUCGCCAGUCAAGGUGAAAGUGGGCAGUUAAAUCAAAGUCUGCUGGGCAAUGAUCCCUCGUGGUCAGAUCACGCACGGGACCUCCUUCAUCUCGUAAACCUCAAACGAGAAGAAAUGCCCCGUCCUAUCCUAGGCAUCGGUCAUAGCGCUGGUGGAGCGCAACUGGUUGAUCUCGCAUAUAUACACCCGAGGCUCUUCACCACACUCGUGCUCCUAGACCCUGGUAUACAGGUGCAGUCGGCAGAAGUGACUCCGGAAGAAAAGAGCGGUCCCGCGAAAUCGACCACCUUCAGGAGAAACUGGUGGCCUAGUCGUAAGGAGGCUGAGACAUCUUUCCGAAACAAUCGAUUCUACCAGGCAUGGGAUCCGAGAGUGCUACCUCUCUGGCUUGAGUAUGGUCUUCGUGAAAUAGAGGAUCACAACGCGCAUGGCCCAGUAUCGUUGACCACAUCUCCGGCUCAGGAAGUCUUCUUUUACUUACGGCCCAAUUACUUUGGAUUUGGGCACGAUGACAAAUCCGUCGACCGAAGAACUCACGCGGAUAUCGAUCCACGGUCACCCAUUAACUACCCAUUUUAUCGCCCUGAACCGGCUAGAAUCUUUCACGCCCUCCCGUCUCUUCGUCCGAGUGCAUUGUACAUAUUUGCCGAUCCCGGCCGUGUCUCAGCUUUAACUAGCGAAUUCAAUGACUUGAAAGUCUCGAGGACAGGCACAGGGGUUGGAGGCAGUGGUGGACUUCGCGAGGGGCGCGUCAAGAAUGUCACACUCCCUGGUGUAGGUCACAUGAUUCCUCUCGAAGCACCUAGGCAGACAGCGCAGGAAACGGCAGCAUGGAUCGGUGAUGAAAUGAGAAGGUGGAUUUCCCAUGAGGCAGAACAUGAACGAACAUGGAAGAGCAAGGCUCUCGUAGAAAAGCAGACCAUCGACGAACGCUGGAGGCGAGAGAUUGGAGGACGGCAAAGAGCGAAGAACCCACUCAGGCAGGAGCGGAGCCCAAAGAUUUGA